UAUGUCGCGUUCGAUUGUAAACAGUGAAAUAAAUUACGUUGUUGACAUCAUCAUUAUCCAAAAAGAUUUUUUAAUUUUUUUUCGGUCUGAAAUGUUUUUUCUGAAAAAAAACCGUAAUUAAAAAAUGUCUUGGUUAACCGAAAUUGCCGGUAAAGCGGAAAAUUUUCUUAAUGCUGUCGAUAAAGGAACAGCAACAGCAUUAACAAAUGUAAAUUCCAUAAAAAAUGUUCGAAAACAUUCAACAACAUCGACAACGACCAUUCCAAAUGAUAAUCAAAGUUUACUCGAUACAGAAUAUAUUGACACACCUGAUAUAAUGAGUUUACGAACAAGUACGAGUACAAAUUCAUUGGUUUCCGAUAAUGGUGGUAAUAAUCAUCAUAAUCAACAUCAUCAUUAUCAUCGAAAAAAUGAUGGAAAUGGCCACACUCGUCAAUCUAGUUAUGAUUCAAAUGGUUCAAAAUCACAUGAUAAUGAUAUUAAUAAUGGCUGUAGUGAUAAUAGACUAAUGGAAUAUUUAAAUAAUAAAGAUAUUAAUAAUAUACCUGAAGAAGAAUGGCAAUCAUUUACCAAUAAUGAUCAGGAUAAUAUGAAAACAACAACACGUGAAAUUAAAGAGCUUGAUUUAUUGAAUCGAAAAAUUCUUGAAUUAAAUACUGAAUAUAAAAAACAAAAACUGAAAGCACAAAAUUAUUAUAAUCAAAUGAUUUCGAAUGAAAAAUUGAUAAAAGAUUUAAAUUCAAAAGAACAAGAUUUACAAGAAUCGAUUAAUGUAAAAGAUUCACAAAUUGCAGCACUAAAAGUACAAAUGGAACAAUUAUUACUGGAAUUACAGGAAAAAGAUGAAAAAUAUAAAGAAUUACAAUUAUUAAAUGAAAAAAUUAAUAAUGAACUUCAUGAACGUUUAGAUAAUAAUGAAAUGAUUAAUAAUCUUCAUAAUGAAAUUGAUCAAUUAAAACAAUCAUUAGAAUUUGAAAAAAUUGAAUCCAAACGUAUACAAGAUUCAUGUAAUCAACAAAUCAUACGUUUAGAAAAUAAUCAACGUUCAUUGAUUGAUGAAUUAGAUUCAUAUCGUCGACAAUUGAAUGAACAAAAAUCAAAUCGUCUGGAAUUAGAAAUAUUGAAUAAUAAUUUACGAAAAAAAUAUGAAAAAAUUGAACAAGAAUUUGAACAAUUUAAAAUUUUGAAACAAAAUAACGAUUUGGAUAAUCGAACGGAAACAUCGACAACUACUAUCGAUACUGGUGAUGAUAAUAGUGAUGAACGAAUGAAAAUUCUACAAGAACAAUGUACAACAUUAAUGAAUGAAUUGAUUGAAAUGCGUAAUCGUUAUGAUUCGAUUCGAACCAUAUUGAAUGAUUAUGAAAAUGAAACAAUCCCAAGACAACUUUCGGAAAUUCAAACAUUAAAUAAUCGAUUGAAUGAAGAAAUUAAAUUAAAAUCAAAAUUACAAAAUGAAAUUGAUCAAUUAUCCAGUGAUUGUAAAUCAUAUCAAGAUGAUUUAAAUCAAAUAAAAUCAACAUUAUCAGCACGUAUUAAUGAACGUGAUGAAGAAAUUGAUAAAUUACGUCGACAAUUAAUAUUAAAACAACAACAUCGUCUUAUACAAAUGGAUAAUAAUGUUGAUAAUGUUGAUGGUAAUAGUGAAUCAUCGAUAAUCAAUAAUGAAUGGGAACAACGAUUAAAAUCAUUAACUGAAAAUUUAAUUUCAAAACAAUCAUUAAUUGAACAAUUAUCAUCAGCAAAUCAUUCAUUAAAAUUACAAUUAGAAAGAAGUGAACAAAAAUUUAAAGAAUUUAUGAUUGGAAAUAGCAAUAACAGCAAUAAUCAACAGAAUAAUAAUGAUGUUGCAAUUGGAAUAUAUCAUUCACCAGCAUUCACAAACAUGAUCAAACAUCGUAUGACCAGUUCGAAUAUUAAUAAUAUGGAUGAUAUUCAAUCAUUAAUACAUGAUAAUCCAAAUGAUGGUCAAGUUACACGUAAAGUUAAACGUGCAUAUACAGCAAUCGAUAAAUUUAGUAUACGUUUAGGAAAUUUUCUUCGCCAAUAUCCAUCGGCACGUGCAGCUUUUCUUUGCUACAUAAUCCUAUUACAUAUUUGGGUUGCAUUCGUUUUAAUGUAUUAUGAACCAGAAAUUCAUAGUGGUGGAUCAGAUUUUAAUUCCAAAAUGAAAUGAAUGAAUGAAUUUUAUCUAAAAUAUAAAAUAAAUAAAAGAGAUUAUUUAUUUUUCUAAAAA
Messenger RNA from Dermatophagoides pteronyssinus (European house dust mite), 2236 nucleotides. Its product is annotated as golgin subfamily A member 5-like. The record is from RefSeq and is a predicted model, not a curated record. Gene Ontology annotation, biological process: retrograde transport, vesicle recycling within Golgi; Golgi organization. Lineage: Eukaryota; Metazoa; Arthropoda; Arachnida; Sarcoptiformes; Pyroglyphidae. Gene Ontology annotation, cellular component: Golgi membrane; Golgi cisterna.